AUGUUCUACAGCGCGGAGAUUGAGGACAGAGUCAAGAUUUCUCUGAGCCAUCUGGAAAAGGAAAAGGAGGUUUUUGAGGAGCUGAAGAGAAAGUAUGUCGGAAGGAUGCUGGGAGAUUGCAGCAUAUGUAUUCUUGUGGCAAGGGUUAUGGAGGUCUAUGAGUACAAGGUAUGCGACGAGUUUCUGAUUGCAAGAGUAUGGUUUGAGGUGCUUCUCUUCAAGUUUUUCGAGGGCGAGGUGGUGUGCGGAGAGAUACUGGAGCAAAGUGAGGAGGGAAUGAGGCUUGGAGUGUCUUUUUUUAGUGAGCUCUGGGUUACGAAGAGCGGUCUUCCGCCUGCAACGGAAAAAGUAUAUGUGAAUGACUGUGGAGAAAAGCAGCUUGUGUGGGUAUGGAUAUACAGAGGGAGCAAGCUGUACUUCAGAAGAAAUGCACAUGUGAGGUUCCGGGUUCUGGAUAAUGAGAAGGGGUCUUCCACUGUUUUGUGCGUCCUCAACGAGGCAGGGCUAGGGCCGCUGGAGUGGUGGGUGUAG
Molecule: messenger RNA, 531 nt
Organism: Encephalitozoon cuniculi GB-M1
Lineage: Eukaryota; Fungi; Microsporidia; Unikaryonidae
Exons: 1
Coding region: 1-531 (176 amino acids)
Biological process (GO): transcription initiation at RNA polymerase III promoter; DNA-templated transcription
Cellular component (GO): RNA polymerase III complex
Source: RefSeq, marked provisional